Molecule: messenger RNA, 5690 nt
Organism: Sarcophilus harrisii (Tasmanian devil)
Lineage: Eukaryota; Metazoa; Chordata; Mammalia; Dasyuromorphia; Dasyuridae
Gene: UNC13D
Product: unc-13 homolog D
Exons: 32
Coding region: 332-3601 (1089 amino acids)
Source: RefSeq, a predicted model, not a curated record
CACUUAGGGUAGUGGGGCUCGACCUUGCAGCCCAGUGCCUCCUACGAGGCCGACUUCUGACUCUUAGAAGGGGGAGGGACAGUCCAGAGGGAGGGAUCCAGACAGGAGGAGGAAGAAGGGGACCUGGGCACCCAACCUCUAGCCCCCUGCAUGGUGAAAUCCAGGAAGGCCCUUUGACUUCCUUUCCUCUUCUUCCUCUCCCCGCCUCCCUUUCACCAAGCACUUCCAGACUUACCCCACUGAGCGAGUGGUGGUACCCUGAGCAAUUCUGCACAGCCCAGUGUUAGAGCCCGGUCUCCCCCAUCAGGGGGGAAGCGAGGAGCCAGCCAUCAUGGCCACACCUCACUCUCAACCAUUACGGCGGCUGCCUCUCUUGCGCCAGGCCAUCAAGAUGAAACGCCAGAAGGCCAAGGGUCUUCUGCUGGAAACCCCUCCUCAAACUGACCAAGAGAUGGAACCCCCGUCUCAUCACUUCUCCCCAGAGGAGAAAGCUCUGAUCUAUGAGGAAGCUCUCUAUACGGUCCUGCACCGGAUAGGCCAACCUGAGCCUAAACAUGUAGCAGAAGCCACCGAGCUGCUGAGCUAUCUACAGGAGGCCUUUCACAUGACACCUGAGGUACAUCAACAGUUGUUCCGAAAAGUUCAGGAUCUUGAGAAACCUUUGUUUUGUCUGAAAGUGACAGUAAAGCAGGCCAAAGGCAUUCUUGGAAAGGAUGUCAGUGGGUACAGUGAUCCCUACUGUCUGCUGGGCAUUAUUGAGCAUGGGAUGAACAUGGCAGAAAAUGACCCAGGGUCAAAUCGGCGACGGCAGAAGGCUGUAGUGAAGAACACAAUCCCUGAAGACCAGACCCACAGGACUCAGGUCAUCAGUCAGACCCUCAGUCCUGAGUGGGAUGAGACUUUUUUCCUGGAAUUUGAAGAUAUAACCACUGCCAGUUUCCAUUUGGACAUGUGGGAUGCAGACCAGGUGGAGUCCGUGAGGCAGAAACUGGGGGAGCUGACGGAUUUGCAUGGUCUCCGGAGGAUCUUCAAAGAAGCACGGAAGGACAAGGGACAGGAUGACUUCCUGGGAAAUGUGGUCCUGAGGCUGCAGGACCUGCACUGCCGGGAAGAUCAGUGGUACCCCCUGGAGCCCCGCACAGAGACCUAUCCAGACCGAGGGCAGUGCCACCUGCAAUUUCUGCUCAUUCACAAGCGGAGAGCCACCACUGCCAGCCGUACCCACCCCAGCUACACUGUGCACCGCCACCUACUCCAGCAGUUGGUCUCUCAUGAGGUCACUCAGCACCAGGCUGGUAGCACUUCUUGGGAUGGAGAACUGAGCCCCCAGGCAUCCACCAUCCUCUUCCUCCACGCCACACAGAAAGACCUGUCUGAGUUCCACCAGUCUAUGGCGCAGUGGCUGGCUUAUAGCCGACUCUACCAGAGCCUGGAGUUCCCAGGGAGCUGCCUGCUGCACCCCAUCACGGCCAUCGAGUAUCAGUGGAUACAGGGAAGGCUGAAACCAGAGCAGCGGGAAGAACUGGCUGCCUCUUUCAACUCCUUACUGACUUAUGGACUUUCCCUGAUCCGGAGGUUCCGAUCUAUAUUCCCUCUCUCAGCCUCUGGCUCCCCAGCUCGUUUGCAGUCCCUUCUCAGGGUCCUUAUACAAAUGUGUAAGAUGAAGGCGUUUGGGGAGCUCUGUCCUAAUGGGGCACCCUUGUCUUCCCUGGUGACUGAGGUGCUGCGGACAGGCACCCUUGAAUGGUUCCAUCUGAAGCUGCAGCACCAUCAGCCCAUGGUCCAGGACAUGCAAGAAAUGUGCAAGGCCAUAUUGAGCCUGGUCCUAGAUGUCAGUGGGGAUCUGCAUCAGUGUCAGAGAACCUGGAACAAAAUCUUCAACAAUACUCUGAAGAUUGAUCUUUUCUCCAUGGCUUUCUCGGAACUGCAGAAGCUUGUGGCCCAGAGGGUAAAGGAACACAUGGAGAUGGUGGGCAGCGUCGUGAAUCCAGAGAUGGGCGAGAGCUUAUUCCAGCUCUACCUUAGCCUCAAGGAGCUCUAUCAGCUGGUCCCCCCUCCUUCUGAGAGGGAUGGAAUCCUGGAUCUGGAUGGCUUCCAUAAAUGGUUCCUUCCCGCCAUCCCUGCCUGGCUGCUGAAGACUUAUAGUGUGGCGUUGGCUCGGCUACAGCGGGCAGUGCAGAUGGACCAGCUGGUCCCUCUGGGUGAGCCGAUCAAACACAGUACAUCUGCUGUGGAUCUGUCCACAUGCUUUGCCCAGAUUAGCCACACUGCCCGACAACUGGAUUGGCCCGACCCCGAAGUUGCCUUUAUGAUCACAGUCAAGUUUGUUGAGGAUACCUGUAAGCUGGCUCUGGUAUACUGCAGCCUAAUCAAAGCUCGAGCCAAGGAACUCUCUGUCCACCAGAAAGACCAGGGACAAGCAGCUAAUAUGCUGUGCGUGGUGGUGAAUAACAUGGAACAGCUUCGGCUGGUGGUACUGAAGCUCCCCACCCAGCUGGCAUGGAAGGACCUAGAACAGUGGGCAGGGGCCAUCUUGGAGCCAGAACAGCUGCAGCAUACACUACACGCCCAGCUGAAGGGUGCCCUGACUGGCCUGGACCAUGAGAUUCGCAGUGGGGUUCGGACCCUGGCUGAGCAGUUGGAGGCUGGCAUUUCCAGACACAUCCAGAAAAUUGUGGGCACCAGUGAAAACACCGUGCCUGAAGAUGCCAUCUUACCUCUGAUGAAGUUCUUAGAGUCUGAGCUUUGUUACAUGAACAGGAACUUGGUGCAGGAAAACUUUAACAGUCUCCUGUUGCUGCUCUGGACUCACACCCUCAGCGUGCUCACCCAAACAGCUGCGGCCCAGCGGAAUUCAGUCCAGAUCUCCCAAAAGCUGAAAACUGCUCUGCAGAACCUAGAGUUCUGUUUUCAUGCUGAGGGUUGCGGCCUGAGCCCUGAAAUCCUUCACACACCUUCCUUGCAGGAUCUUCAGAGGAAUCUAGAACUGCAGGCAUCUUCCACUCAGGAACUCAUUCAGAGAUAUUUCAGCAAUCGCAUCCAGCAACAGGCAGAUACCACAUCGGAGGAGUUUGGGGCCAUCACCAUCAAGGCCUCCUACCGACUCUCCGAACAGAAGCUCCGGAUCGAGGUGCUCAGCGCCUCCAACCUGCUACCCCUGGACUCUAAUGGCACCAGCGAUCCCUUUGUCCAGCUGACCCUGGAACCAAGACACAGGUUUGCAGAGGUGGCCCCUCGGGAGACACAGAAGUUCAAAAAGGAGCUGCACCCCCUGUUUGAUGAAGCUUUUGAGUUCUUGGUGUCUCUGGAGUCAUGCCAGAAGGAAGGGAAUUGCCUCUUGCUCACGGUCCUGGAUCACGACAGGCUGGGGACUGAUGACCUGGAAGGAGAAGCUUUCCUCCCACUUAAUACCGUCCUCGGGCUCUCUGGGGACAACAGUUCUGGCCAGGUGCCUCAGACACGUUUGCCUCUCACCUACCCUGCCUCUAAUGGGGACCCCAUUCUGCAACUGCUGGACCUCAGGAAGGGUGAUCGGGAAGCUCAGGCUUUUUUUAAGCUCCGGAGGCAGCGGGCCAAACAGGCUGAGCGUUUGGGGCAGUAAAAGUGGAUGGAGCCUGUCUGGGGGCCCAGGGGCUGAGCUAGGUCUGGGAUAUUUCCCUCAUCUCCUACCAGGACAGAUACUCUUAAUCCGGCUCCUCAGCUCCUGCGUGAUUAAGGGCUGACACUGAUGCUGCAGGGGUUCAGAAUGGCACAAUCUAGAAAUUCACCGUGGUAAUGACUAGGUGUGUGUGUGUAGUGCAACCCCAUCCCCUGGGCAUCCUUAGGCCAUCAUGCCCUGGCCACAUCCUGGUUUUUUCCUCUGGGGUCCCCAAGAGGAAUGGUUAACAACUGUCCUCUGCUCAGAGACAUUCUUUAAAACCAGGGAAACACUUUGGGGUUGAAAUGAGGAGGGGAAAAACCAGAAUCUGUAUUAGAUCCUUAGCUUUUCUCACAGAAAAAAAAAAAAUGUUCUGGUCGAACUUAAUUCCAACAGUCAUGGUCAGAGUCAGAGAAUGUCAGAGCUAGGAGGGUCCUCAGGGACCAUGUAAUCUAACCCCUUCACUUUACAGAAAAGGAAACUGAGGCUCAAAAAAGGGGUGACAUGUCCACAGUAAAUGGCAGAGACAGGUCAAUGAUGUAACUCUGAACCCAGUGUCCAAACCUCCUCCUACUUGCUCAGCCCCUAAAGUAUAGAACACUCAUCAGUCUCAUUGGACCUUUGUUCCCUUAUGCACAGAAGAUUGGGAAGGAGGGUCUGACGUUGAGGGGGAAGGAGAAUGCUGCUUUGGACACACAACUGGGGCUAAUCCUGGGCAAGAGAAUAGGGAAAAGAUAACUGAGACCUGAACCCUGUCUCUGGGGCUCUGUGAUGCCAUGAGGGGAUUAUUCCUGGUCUUCUAAAAUUUCCCAGACCCUAGGGCCAGAGUCAGAAGAGUAACAGGAACACAGCUGCUGAUUGACAGAUCAACUUAGAAGUCCAGAUUCCUCUUUCCCACAUUCAACAUUUUUUUUUUUUUUUUUUUUUUUUAGCAAAACAAUAAAACUAUUAUCGUUCUCCUAGAAAGCACACUGUGCUCUCUGUCAGGGGAAGGAUUUACCUGGUCAUAGGCUGAGGAUCCUGGGCUGGCCACCCCACCCCUCUCCUGAGUUUUGCAAAGCUGGUCUUCCCUUCCCCUGCUGGGUAGGCCCAUGGAGGAGGGCGGUGGAGAAGAGAGCCUGUUCUAGGCUGGUUGUGCUGGUCAGGGUAGGUUGUGCUGGCAGGUAGCAGCAAUCAUCUGCUUUGAGGGAAAAAAGUCUUGACCAGAUCACUUAAUAGAAACAUCCAAUUCUGCGUCCCACUCCUCUGGGACUUAUAGAAACACAGGGCUUUGGGACCUCGUAGGUCAAGGCCGUGUGUGAGGCUAUUUUUACAGCAGGGCCCCACAGCUCCGGCUCUUGGUAGACUGUGCCUCAGCUACCCAGGGCCUUCACCACAAAGAGCCCACCAAGUACUCCUUCUAGCCCAGCAAAAUCCAGGUUGGGUUACUGGGUCUCACAGGCGCCUGUCCGUCUAGCCGGGGGAAGCCCACUCCUUGGAGUGCUGAACCCGUGUCCCAUUGGCCACCACCGGCAGAAGUAGCCCACUCAGUAGGCCUGAAAGGGAGUGGCUUCUCUGGCUGCCAACUGGGAAAGGACUCUAAGCUUCUUGGGGUUGGAGGGGAGUGUCUCCUUCCCCCUGAACCCCCAGCAAUAUGGCAGCUGAGAGCACAAAUCUUGAUCUUGGGCUGCCUCAGCUUUGUCCCUGGCAAGUGCUCCAGAACGUUUCUGGAGAAAUGGCCAGAACCUGGAGGGAUUUGUUUGGGCAAUGCAGAAUUGUGAAGAGGUUAAGUCAUUUCAGCAGUCCCAGGAAUGCCUCAUGUUUUGAUGUUUAUCAACCUCUGAGAAUUUAAUGAUAGAUAUGGUAUCACUAUUGCUUAAAUCUUUGUUAAGGAGCACUUGUAAUCUCUUGUGUUGUCUACCUUUUGUCUAGAGAAAUAGCUAUCCCAUUCCUGAUUUUACUUGUACACCAAGUUCUUUCCUACCUUCCCUUUUUUGGGGAGGAUAUGAACCAAACUUUAAGUUUAAAGUAAUUUUCUGGGUUGGGAGAAUAAAGAAACAGUGUACAAGAAAGA